UCAGGCAUUGCUGCUCCUGCUCAGACUCACACAAUGUCCGUCUCCUAGGGUUGAUAUUUGCUUUAGAUUCUUUACAAUGUUGCCAUGCUUUCUUUUCUGUAUAUCACCAUUGUUUUGUUUGUGCUGUUUUCUGAUGUUGCCUCUCGGAUUUUUGUGCCCUUCAGUUUGUGUAUGUGUAGACCACCAUACAAUAGACUGCAGGGACCAAGGGCUCCCAAGUCUUCCUAACUCGUUUCCUUUAGACGUACGGAAACUCCUGGCCGCCAACAAUCAUAUUCAAAGCAUACCAGCAGAUCUGUUUUUAUAUUAUGGAGAUCUUGUAUACUUGGACCUCAGGAAUAACUCAUUGACCGCACUCGAAGAAGGCACCUUCAGCACUUCUUCCAGGUUGGUGUUUUUAGAUUUAAGCUACAACAACUUGACGCAACUUGAUGCUGGGAUUUUUAAAUCUGCAGAAAAACUCAUUAAGUUAAACCUAGGGAAUAAUAACCUUUCCGAUGUGCAUGAAGCUGCCUUUGCAAACUUGGAAUUACUCCAAGUUUUGGAGUUGAAUGACAAUAACUUACAAAGUUUAAGUGUUGCAGCCCUAGAAGCCCUUACGUCGCUUCGGACUAUCCGUUUGGAGGGUAACCCUUGGACAUGUGACUGUGACUUUGCCAAUCUCUUUUUUUGGAUUGAUGAAAAUUCAAAUAAGCUUCAAAAAGGCGUAGAAGAAAUUCAGUGCACCUUAGAUGAACGGAAAAUCUUCCUACACGAGCUGUCUGACAUCAGUUUCAGCGAAUGCAAAUUCAGCUUGUCAUUGACAGACUUUUUAAUUAUCAUCUUUUCCGGAGUCGCUGUUUCCAUUGCUGCUAUAUUCUCGAGCUUCUUCUUGGCUACAACAGUUCAUUGUUUCCAUCGAUGUGCACCCAGCAAAGAGGAAGAUGAUGAAGAUGAAUGAGGAUCUCAUUGUAUCCUAAGUAGUCAAAUGGACACAGCAUUUACGAAAGUGUUAACGUGCAAUAGAUUUUCUUAAAGGAGCUUUUAGGUUAAAUUAUACCUUAAGUUUAUACGAAUGACCAAACUUUUACAAUUGAAUUUUUUUUUUAUUAUAGAAAAGCUUUUUAGGUUCCUUAUUGUACUUUAUCCUAAGUUCAAUUCACA
Molecule: messenger RNA, 1143 nt
Organism: Pelobates fuscus (common spadefoot toad)
Lineage: Eukaryota; Metazoa; Chordata; Amphibia; Anura; Pelobatidae
Gene: LRRC38
Product: leucine rich repeat containing 38
Exons: 2
Coding region: 77-940 (287 amino acids)
Cellular component (GO): voltage-gated potassium channel complex
Molecular function (GO): transmembrane transporter binding; voltage-gated potassium channel activity; potassium channel activator activity
Source: RefSeq, a predicted model, not a curated record